This is a messenger RNA of Perognathus longimembris pacificus (Pacific pocket mouse), 3893 nucleotides long. It is a transcript of the gene Trpm4, whose product is annotated as transient receptor potential cation channel subfamily M member 4. NCBI's taxonomy places the organism in Eukaryota, Metazoa, Chordata, Mammalia, Rodentia, Heteromyidae. Gene Ontology annotation, biological process: calcium ion transmembrane transport. Gene Ontology annotation, molecular function: calcium-activated cation channel activity; ligand-gated calcium channel activity. Gene Ontology annotation, cellular component: membrane. The transcript has 25 exons. The record is from RefSeq and is a predicted model, not a curated record. The coding region runs from base 92 to 3715 and encodes 1207 amino acids.
GCUGGGAAGUGGCGGAUCCGGUUUGGUCAGGGAGUCUGGAAGGGUGGGGAGGGGACGUGAAGAGGCCGGAGGGCUGCCUGGCUGCGACAGCAUGGUGGCUACGGACAAGGAGCAGAGCUGGAUCCCUAAGAUUUUCAGAAAGAAGAUCUGCACGACAUUCAUAGUUGACCUCGAAGAUCCCGGAGGGAGCGUGUGCCAGUGCGGCCGCCCGCGGAGCGCCCAUCCGGCCGUGGCUGUGGAGGAUGCCUUCGGGGCAGCCGUGGUGACCGCGUGGGACGGGGACGUGCACACCACCGAGAAGCCCACUGACGCCUAUGGGGACCUGGACUUCUCGGGCUCGGGUCGCAGGCCCAGCAAUUUCCUCCGGCUCUCUGACCGCACAGAUCCAGCGACGGUCUAUAGUCUGGUCACGCGCACGUGGGGCUUUCGUGCCCCGAACCUGGUGGUGUCAGUGCUGGGGGGGUCGGGGGGCCCUGUCCUCCAGACCUGGCUGCAAGACCUGCUGCGGCGUGGGCUGGUGCGGGCCGCCCAGAGCACAGGGGCCUGGAUAGUCACGGGAGGGCUGCACACGGGCAUCGGACGGCAUGUAGGUGUGGCUGUGAGGGACCACCAGACGGCCAGCACCGGGGGCAGCAAGGUGGUGGCCAUGGGGGUGGCCCCAUGGGGCGUGGUCAGGAACAGAGACACCUUGGUCAACCCCAAGGGCUCCUUCCCCGCACGGUACCGAUGGCGUGGUGACCCCGAGGAUGGGGUGGAGUUCCCGCUGGACUACAACUACGCGGCCUUCUUCCUGGUGGACGAUGGCACCCACGGCAGGCUGGGCGGUGAGAACCGCUUCCGCCUGCGCUUCGAGUCCUACGUGGCGCAGCAGAAGACGGGCGUGGGGGGGACUGGAAUUGAUAUCCCGGUCCUCCUCCUCCUGAUCGAUGGUGAUGAAAAGAUGCUGAAGCGGAUAGAGGAUGCCACCCAGGCUCAGCUCCCCUGCCUUCUGGUGGCAGGCUCUGGGGGUGCUGCAGACUGCUUGGCAGAGAUCCUAGAAGACACUCUGGCCCCUGGAAGUGGGGUAACCAGGAGAGGAGAAGCCCGGGAUCGGAUUAGGCGUUUCUUCCCCAAAGGGGACCCUGAGGUCCUGCAGGCCCAGGUGGAACGGAUCAUGACCCGGAAGGAGUUGCUGACAGUCUAUUCAUCUGAGGAUGGCGCCGAGGAGUUUGAGACCAUUGUGUUGAGGGCCCUGGUAAAAGCCUGCAGGAGCUCUGAGGCCUCGGCUUACCUGGAUGAGCUGCGGUUGGCUGUGGCUUGGAACCGUGUGGAUAUUGCCCAGAGUGAACUCUUCCGGGGGGACAUCCAGUGGCGGUCCUUCCACCUGGAGGCUUCUCUCAUGGACGCCCUGCUGAAUGACAGGCCUGAGUUUGUUCGCUUGCUCAUCUCCCAUGGCCUCAGCCUGGGCCACUUCCUGACCCCGCUGCGCCUGGCCCAGCUGUACAGCGCGGUGCCCCCCAACUCACUCAUCCGCAGUCUUCUGGACCAGGCUUCCCAUGGUGUGGGUACCAAAGCCCCACCAAUAAAAGACAGGGUAGAGGAGCCUCGGCUUCCUAACGUGGGGCAAGUGCUGAGGACACUUCUGGGGGAGACAUGUGCGCCGAGAUAUCCGGCCAGGGACACCCAGGACCCCCACCCAGGCCAGGGAUACAGGGAAAGCGAGUGUCUGCUUUCAGACUGGACCAACUCCCAGCCCUCUCUAGACUCGGACUUUGUGCAGGCCCCCUGGAGCGAUCUGUUCCUUUGGGCUGUCCUGCUGAACAGAGCCCAGAUGGCCUUGUACUUCUGGGAGAAGGGCUCCAACUCUGUGGCCUCCGCUCUUGGGGCCUGUUUGCUGCUCCGAGUGAUGGCCCGCCUGGAACCAGAGGCUGAGGAGGCAGCACGGAGGAAAGACCUGGCAACCAAGUUCGAGGGCAUGAGUGUUGACCUCUUCAGUGAGUGCUACCACAACAGUGAGAGACGGGCGGCCCGCCUGCUCCUCCGUCGCUGCCCCCUCUGGGGGGAUGCCACCUGCCUCCAGCUUGCCAUGCAGGCUGAUGCCCGUGCCUUCUUUGCCCAGGAUGGGGUGCAGUCUCUGCUGACACAGAAGUGGUGGGGAGAGAUGGACAGCACCACACCAAUCUGGGCCCUGGUUCUCACCUUCUUUUGUCCUCCAUUCAUUUACACCAACCUCAUCACCUUCAGGAAAUCAGAAGAGGAACCCCUACAGAAGGACCCUGACUUUGACAUGGAUAGGGGUGUUAAUGGGGAAGGGCCGGCUGGGCCCCUGAACCCUCCUGAGAAGGUGCCCCGCAGGAGGUCCCAGCAGCCAGGUUGCUGCCCCCGACGUGGGUGUCUGUGUCGCUGGUCCUACUUCUGGGGGGCGCCUGUGACAGCCUUCCUGGGCAACGUGGUCAGCUACCUGCUGUUCCUGCUGCUGUUUGCACGCGUCCUCCUCAUCGACUUCCAUCCUGGGGCACCAGGGCUGCUGGAGCUGCUGCUCUACUUCUGGGCCUUCACGCUGCUCUGCGAGGAGCUGCGCCAGGGCCUGGGGGGCGGCUGGGGCAGCCUGGCCAGUGGGGGUCCCGGGCCAGGCCAGGCCCCCCUGCGCCACCGCCUACAUCUCUACCUCUCUGAUACCUGGAACCAAUGUGACCUGCUGGCGCUCACCUGCUUCCUUCUGGGUGUGGGCUGCAGACUGACCCCGGGCCUGUACGAUCUGGGCCGCACUGUGCUCUGCCUGGACUUCAUGAUCUUCACACUGCGGCUGCUGCACAUCUUCACUGUCAACAAGCAGCUGGGACCCAAGAUCGUCAUCGUGAGCAAGAUGAUGAAGGAUGUGUUCUUCUUCCUCUUCUUCCUCGGAGUGUGGCUGGUUGCCUACGGGGUGGCCACAGAGGGGCUCUUGAGACCCCGGGACCGAGAUCUCCCCAACAUCCUGCGCCGGGUCUUCUACCGGCCCUACCUGCAGAUCUUUGGGCAGAUCCCCCAGGAGGACAUGGACGUGGCGCUCAUGGAGCACGUGAACUGCUCCUCGGAGCUCGGGGCCUGGGCGCGCCCGCCGGGCGGCGCGCACGCGGGCUCCUGCGUGUCCCUGUACGCCAACUGGCUGGUGGUGUUGCUGCUCAUCAUCUUCCUGCUCGUGGCCAACAUCCUGCUGCUCAACUUGCUCAUCGCCAUGUUCAGCUACACUUUUGGCAAAGUCCAAGGAAAUAGCGACCUCUACUGGAAGGCCCAGCGCUACAGCCUUAUCCGGGAAUUUCACUCUCGGCCUGCUCUGGCCCCGCCCCUCAUCGUCAUUUCGCACGUGCGCCUCCUCCUCAGGAGACUGCGCAGGCGCCGUCGGGCCCUGCCAGCCUCCCCAGUGGUGGAGCACUUCCGUGUCUACUUGUCGAAGGAAGCGGAGCGCAGGCUGCUGACGUGGGAAGCAGUGCACAAGGAGAAUUUCCUGCUGGCCCAGGCCAGAGACAAGCGAGACAGCGACUCUGAGCGCCUGAAGCGCGCGUCUCAGAAGGUGGACAUGGCGCUGAAGCAGCUGGGACAGAUCCGGGAGUACGAAAGGCGGCUGAAAGGGCUGGAGCGGGAGGUCCAACACUGCACUCGCGUUCUGGAUUGGGUGGCUGAGGCCCUGAGCCGCUCUGCCUUGCUUCCUCCAGGGGGGCCGCCACCCCCCUCUCCACCUGAACCUAGAGACUGAGUGCUGCUGGCAGACUUCAAGGAGUACCCCCCCCCAGCCGGGGGGCGCGGCUUGCUCCUAGCUGGGUUCCUGGUGGUCCCCAUCCGCACACUCGGAGGCCUUGGUCUCCAUCUGGGCCUGUGCUCUCCAACUACAUCGACUUCAUAGGCGCCAGAACCAGCCCAGCUCCCUCCCAGAA